UGAGGGCUUUGGUGUAAGUGUCCGUGUCACCUGUGAAUUGAUAAUCUAAGCGGAACCGUUGGCGAUUGGUGCGGACGGUGUGUCGUGUGUUAUUCAGCUCACGUUUUACUAGAGUAUAACAUGUGGUCCGUGAGGAGAACAUUAUUUUCUAUUUUCUGACUGUGACAGACUUUAUUCUUUUGAAAUUAAUAUUUUAAUAUUCAGAAUGGGACAAGGCCAUACUCGCUCUCAUCAUGGUAACGGUACUGGUGAGAAUGGGUCCGAUUCUUCGUCUCAUUCGUUAAGCUAUUCACACUCCAAAAGGAGCACGGCAUGCCUUAUGAAAUUGUUUCAGAAAUUAGAACUAACUGCAGAUGAGGACAAUUGCCACCCAGGGGAGCUGAGUAGAGCAACAUUUGAGAAUGCUUUCCAUGGUCCUCUGGAUAAGUUUGGGAAGCUACUGUACCUACAGAUGUCACAUAACCAUGGCAACCACACAAGAGAACGCAUCACCAAGGAGCAGUUUGUCAAGUCAGGGAAAGAGAUCAUCAGAAUGUUUGAUGAGGCUGUGCAGCUCAAGUAUUAUUUUAAUUUGUUUUCAGCAGCAAAAGAUCACAUGAACAAAGAAGAUGCCCUGCAGAUGAUUAAUGUGUCGUACGCCCUGACCUUGUCGGCCUCCUCUAUACCAUUCAACAAAACCAGCAAUGACGAACAAGUCUUCUCCGCUAUGGUUCAGAGCAUGUUUGGUAUGAAUGAGAAUCUGACAUUUGAGGACUUUAAGCAGUGGACCCAUCGGCACAGUCCACACAUCUUCUGUGGAGUUCAUAACUGGGUGUACACCAUCAUGACGGGCUCAAAGAUGCCAGAGGAACAGGAAGUGGUUGCCCCAGUACCACUCCUGGAGAAAUUUGUGGAGGGAAAGUACUGUAUGUGUAUGGGUAUGUUAUGGGCACUCUCUACUGUCCUUCCCCAAUCCUAUACAAGUACCCACUCGGACAGCAAAGAGGAAGGCAGCGAGGCAUCCUCAUCCUCCACGAAGAAUCCACUCCUUACCUCAUACAUGGUCAUCAUGAAACUUGCUCGCCUAUCAAAGUGUCAGAGUUGGGCAUUACUAUAUGAUAGCACAGAGCAUGGACUGUCACAAAACAGAUUUGGUCAUCAUGUGAUGUCAUACCAGGGACCAACGAUGACCUUGGUCUCGUUUGAAGGUCGUAAUGUGUACUGUAUAGCAGAGGAUCGACAAUGGAGGGAAGGGACACAGAAAUUUGGGGAUGUGGACAGUAUGUUGAUACAGCUUACUCCUGUCUACAGAGUCAUACAAUCUGGUGGCCCCCUGGUUCAGUGGAAUGAACACUCACGUGAUGUCAAGAAAGGGAUUCACGUUGGUAAGGACUCUAAAUCCUUGGUCCUGUUCAUCCCCUCCGACUUCGACAAAGUUGAACACUACCACAUUCCAAAUGAAAUACAUAAACUUGAGGUUUGGGGGUGUGGCUCAGAGAAGGCUAAGGAUGCACAGAUUCAACAAAGGAAGUGGGAAUACAAGGAUGCAGAAAAACACCAAACAAGAAAACUUCGACUGGACACCAACUGGGAUGAGAACCCAGACAAACAGAUUCUUCAGUGGGGUGGCAUCAAUGUUGAUCACCAGUACUCUAGAGACGGUGGCUUCUGAGUCCAACAUUUACUUCUUCAUCUGAGGUUUCGCUAAAGUGGAAAGAUGCAACCCCGGUGUCUAUUCUUAGUGAAGGGAGACAACUCUGGUGCCUACUAACAUUCCUUUAAAGGGUGAUGACUCUUGGUGACAACCUCAGCAUCUGUAAAAAUCAUAAACUUAGUACAAAAACAGGAAGGACACAUUUGACAAACAUCAUGAUAGUAUUCUUUAAAACCUGUCGCUAUGGUUACCAGAGUUAGAUGUAUUCCCCACACUCAGAAUAGGUCUUGUUUGUGUAGGUAUAUUUUGAUGUGAGAAGCAUGAGUAAUCUUAUUAGAAUCAGCUACCAGCUACAACUCGGCGGGCUUCUGUGAAGGAGAGCUAUUGCUUUACCCUUCAGCUAGGUAAAAGUUUUUUUUAAACAUGUAACACGACCUUUCUAUUGAUACCACAUUUGUGGACCUGCUGACCUUGACCCUGGCCAUGACCUCUGACUAAUAUUUAAAAGCUAAUUCUGAAUUUCAACCCACACGGGUAGCUAUGUUGUCUUCAGUCAAAUCUAGUUAUUCAAAUGUCGAAGUCUGUAACAGGUUGAUAUCAUUUUCUAAGUGUUUGUUUGAAGGAUGAUUAAUUAAUUUUUUUUGUUAAUUCAGUUAGAAAUUAGUACCCUGAAAAGUGAUGAUGUGAUGACGGAUGACACCCGUGAUGAGUGUGAGGUCAGCUUACAUACAGUAUAAAAUGGUAAUAAUUUUGUAUAUUACCAUGUUUUUUGCUGUAUUUGUUUGUUAUUGUGCUUGGUAUGGUGCUUUGUUUAUUUAUUAAUAUACAUGUAUUCAUUCACAAACCUGUUUAAUUAGUAUAUGUUUCGCUAAGUGUUGAGAGAAAAUAUUUAUAUAUAGCCCUGACCCUGAGGACCUUGUAGAAAUCCGAACAUUUUCCUUUUUUUAUUUAUUUUGAAAUUAAGUGCCAUCCAUUUAACAUUCCUAAUGAUGCUAGAUUUUGGUUUAUAAUAGUGUGAUGUUGGGUCGUUCAAGACAUACUGGCCAUGUUUGUGUAGUGAUAGGAAAGUGUAUGAUCUUGGCCAGAUUUCACUUAUCUUUAUAUCUGUAGUUUGUCGGUAGUCAGGAGUAAGAUAGAGUCUUUUUCAGCCAGAAUUAUCCUUAAUGACAGUUUCUGGUAUUGUAAAUGAUAACAUUACUACCGGGAACCAUAAAAAUAAGUCAAAGUUAACUGGGAAUGCUACAUAUUAACACUGAUUAAAAUCCUAAAUGUAAAUUCAGCAUAAUUACAAUAAUCAAAACCUUAAUGUUACACAAUUACAUUAAAAUCUGGGAUGUCGAUGUAAAUUCAGCAUAAAGCAUAAUCACAUUAAUCAAAAACUUAAAGGGGCAUUCCUUCUUUUGCACAGCAGAAACAUGCACAAUUUCCAUUGAUGAAAUCUAUAUCAGAACGAUGAUUAUAGAGUGUUUGUGCCUUCAAAUAAUGAAAUUAACGCCAAACUGUACAGGGAAAAGGCCUAUCAUUUACAAAUACCGUAUGUUUUUGCGGUAAUUAGUGAUACUUCGGGUCAAAUGAAGAAUUUUCAGGACUUAAUACUCGAAGAACUUUGAUUUAUCUUGAGAAUAAAAUUGCCUUAUUAAUGUAAAGAUUUUAACUUUUACCAUUUCGAAAAAAUACAUAUAUUCCAGUAAGUUUGAUUUUGACGACCUAAACUUUAUUCAAACAAAGAAAUGCCCCUUUAAUAUUAUACAAUUACAGUAAAAUCUCCGAUGUCAAUGUAAAUUCAGCAUAAAUAAAAAAAACUUGAAAUUACACAUUUACCGUAAAAUCUCCAAUGUAAAUGUAAAUUUAGCAUAAUUACAUUAAACAAACCUUAACGUUACACAAUUACAGUAAAAUCUCGGAUGAAAAUGUAAAUUAAGCAUAAUUACAUUAAUAAAAAACUGAAUAUUACACAAUUACAGUAAAAUCUUGAAUGUAAAUGUAAAUUAAGCAUAAUUUCAUUAAUAAAAAACUGAAUAUUACACAAUUACAGUAAAGUCUCGGAUGUAAAUGUAAAUUAAGCAUAAUUACAUUAAUAAAAAACUGAAUAUUACACAAUUACAGUAAAAUCUCGAAUGUAAAUGUAAAUUUAGCAUAAUUACAUUAAUCAAAAACUGAACAUUACACAAUUACAGUAAAAUCUUGGAUGUAAAUUCGGGAUAAUGACAACAAGUAUAUAUGUACUGUUUAUUGAAAGACAGGGCUAAGAUACCCAUAUUUACAUUAUGUCUCAGUGAAUUAUUCGAAUAAAAACUACUAGUAGUUAUGAGGAGAAGGAGUCACAUAUUUUUUCAUUAAGAUAUAUCUAUAUAUCCUGACUUAUAUACAAGCUAAUAUUUAUACAGACUAUAAUGUUUUUGUAAGAAGUAUUUUAAUUGAUGUGAAAAUUGAAGAGUAUUUCAUUUUAACCUAUGUAUAUGUGUUACUUUGUUCUUGUUUCCGUUUGAAAUGUGAUAUUUGCUUCUGAGUCGUGUUAAGAACUUGUGGACCACAUGUACGGGUAAAAUGUAAGAUAAAUGUGGACCUAAACAACAAGUACCUGCUUUCUGUUGAAAGUGAUUUGAUAAAGUAUGAGAGUGUAAUUGUAUGCACAAAUUUUUGUGCAUUUUCAAAAUGUAAAUUGGCAUAAUCAGGAUGGGUAAACUACGUCACAAACAUUACUAUAAGAGAACAACAAGAUGGCGGAUGCUUCUCACGCUUGUCGGUUAGUCUGUCUUACUUUUUACUCUCAUCCCGCGCCUUCCCAUUUAUCGAUAUGGUCGAAAGUACAUUUGAUGCAUUCAAGAUUCUUUGUCUGACAACAGAUUAUUCACAGAAUAUGUGGCUGUUUCAAUCAUUCAAAGACCAUCCUCGUAUACUCGUGACUUUGACGGUGUUUUCGUCAGGUCGUUGUUUCAUCCGACAAUUUAAGUUUAGACAGAAUAUUGAGAUAGAAUAAUUUCAAAAACACGUUAUUUAAACACCAUUCGCCUAUUACUAGUAAAUCGACAUUUUUGGUUGAAAAACGACAAAUGUUAUUAAGGGUAUUUAUGUGUGAAUUAUUUCUACAAUUUCAGGUGUUUGUCCUGACGAAAACACCUUCAAAGUUACGAGUAUACAAGGAUUGUCUUUGAAUGUCUGAAACAACCACAAAUUCUGUCAAUAAUCUGUUGCCAGACAAAGAAUCUUGGAUGAAUCAAAUGUACUUUUGAGCGUAAUGAUAAAUGGGAAGUCGCAAGAUAUAUGUAAAAAUUAAGACAGACGUACCAAGAACAGCUAACAGCUUAAAGAAGCGAGAAAUGCAUUCGCUAUCUUGUUCGUCUCUUAGUAACAUUUGUGACGUAGUUUCCCCACCGUGAUAAUGACAGUAUCUGUACAAUAACAGAAAAAAAUAAUAUCUUAAAAGCUUAAUCACAUAAUCAGUAUUUUGGGAGAAGAUAUAACCACCAAAACACUUAAUUAAUUGAACCUAACAGCUUAAAUAGGAUUGUUUACUGUAUGCUUUUUAUAGAAAGUCGAAAUUUGUUCUGUUUUUUAUUUAAAGUCAUUAUGAAAAGGGUAAUUUUUAAGUUUGUUUGGAUCACAAUAUCAAAUUUUGGUUUUUCAGGGUAUGUUCAAUUUAUUAACAAAUGCAACUAAUGUAGCACAAUUUUGAAAUCUACAACAAUGAAUUGUAGAAUUUAAAUUUGAAAUCUACAACAAUGAAUUGUAGAAUUUUAUUUUGAAAUCUACAGCAAUGAAUUGUAGAAUUUAGUUUUGAAAUCUACAGCAAUGAAUUGACGUAGAAUUCAAUUAUGAAAUCUACAACAAUACAUUGUAGAAUUUAAUUUUACAUUAAAGGCUUAUCAUACCAUGAUUAUUGUAUUGAACGUACAAACUGUAUUCCUACGCAAUGCUUCCAUUAGAUCAUGCUUAGCAAGGACACAAUGUCAGGAAACUUGUAAAAAGUGAUGUUGAAAUUAUCAUAAUUGAAGUAAAUGGCUGAGUGCAUGAUGCUCCCUUUGAAGAUUCUUUUACUACAAUGAAAGCUGACGUUACGGACCACUGACUUUGACGACAUCCUAUCAUCUGAACAUAUCCCUAGAAGUGUGAUAUGCUCCACUCUCUUUGCUGUCACUGAAUUGUCGACACAGUCAUGUCCGACAUAUUGAUGCAGUCCAUUCCAAUGUUGUUAAAGUCAGCUUUCACUAUAAAUGUAAAUUUGUCUUCUCAUAAAGGAUGAAAUUAAGCAAUAAGAAUAAUAUAAUUGUAACUUCUUGCCAGUCGUAAAGGUGUAUGGAUUAUCUUACGGGGAAAUUUCCAAGCAACAAUUCAAAUAUGAAGUGUAUGUAUACAUGUAAUACAUAAAUGGACUGUUAGUAGGGAAUUCAUCCCUGUGGAUAAUUUGACAGACACUAGAAUGUUAGUUUGUGUAAUGGACAUACCUCUCUACAACAAAUCUUGUGUGACGGCUAGAGGGACAGAGAGACAAUCAGCUCAAUUAAAAUUAUGAAAUAUA
This is a messenger RNA of Pecten maximus, 6152 nucleotides long. RefSeq lists its product as uncharacterized. The coding region runs from base 206 to 1651 and encodes 481 amino acids. The record is from RefSeq and is a predicted model, not a curated record. The transcript is spliced from 12 exons. NCBI's taxonomy places the organism in Eukaryota, Metazoa, Mollusca, Bivalvia, Pectinida, Pectinidae.